Messenger RNA from Temnothorax curvispinosus, 1340 nucleotides. RefSeq names its product GDP-D-glucose phosphorylase 1. Gene Ontology annotation, biological process: glucose metabolic process. Bases 184 to 1107 code for a protein of 307 amino acids. The record is from RefSeq and is a predicted model, not a curated record. Gene Ontology annotation, molecular function: GDP-D-glucose phosphorylase activity. The transcript is spliced from 5 exons. Lineage: Eukaryota; Metazoa; Arthropoda; Insecta; Hymenoptera; Formicidae. Gene Ontology annotation, cellular component: cytoplasm.
AUAUAUGUACGUAUCUAUAUGCUGCCGAUAUAACAGAUUUCCUAACCCCACAACUGUUAUUUUUAGUACUUUAUAACUUUUGUCCUGCGUGAGAGUGACAACUUUAACUUUUGUAUUCGUAUUGUACGUACAAAAAUACACAAGACUGUUUACUCAAUGCAUUUGGUAUAAAUCAUACGCAAUAUGUUUUCAUGUAAACAAAUUACUACAUUUGUUUAUGAUACAAAGGAUUUUAAUUUUAUCAUUAAUUCAUGCGAGGAAAAUGAGUCUUCAUUUGAUAAUGUUUUGAAGCAUAUGUGGAAACAAGCUGAAGAAAUUAAAGCAUUUCGCUAUAUUUUAAAUAUACGAGAGAGUAAAACAUUGAAGGGAAAAUACAGAUUUCUAAUACAGUUAAAUCCAGAUAGAGCUCAGUGUAGACGUGCUCCGGAAUCAAUCACAUCUACGUUACAAUCUUUUAGCCCUAUAGGUUUUAAUUUCACUAAGCUAACACAGCAAGAAAUAUUAUUUGACAUAGGAAAUGGCGACACAAAUGACAUAGUUGCAAUUAAUGCCAGUCCUUUGGAACAAAGUCAUUGUUUACUUCUUACAGAACGUUUAAAAUGUUUGCCACAAAUUAUGACAGAGUAUAGUCUUCGCAAAGUAAUAGAAUUAUGUCUAUUAAGCAAUUUAUGGUCUUUAAGGGCUGCUUUCAAUGGUUUAUGUGCGCAUGCCUCUGUUAAUCAUUUACAUUGGCAUUUAUACUAUUUAAAAUACGAGAUGCUUCUUGAAUAUAUUAAUGUUUGCAGUUAUAUUUCUGGUAUACACUUGUUAGUAGAUUAUCCAGCAAAAGGAUUCUGUCUUAAAUUGUCUGAUUUUAAAAAUAUUGAAGAUUUUGUAUCUCGCACAUUUCUUGUAGUGAACUAUUUACAAUUAUGUCGAAUGGCACAUAAUGUAUAUAUUACACGAGCAAAAUCUAAAUCUAAUGAUGAAUUAUAUAACGAUAUACGUAUUUAUAUUUGGGCUAGAAAGCCAUUAAUUGGUGUCAAAGAUACAACUGCAUUUAUACCUGGAGUUUGCGAACUCUUUGGACAUUUAUCAAUUAGAGGUAAGAAUAAAAUCUGUAUUUGAAUACAGGGUGUUUAAAAAAAGUGUUCCAUAUUUUGAGAGCAAGUAAUACUCAUCAAAAUAAGAAGAAAAUGUCCAGUAAACAUGGGUCCUAAAUCAAAUACCUGUUAAGAUAUGGACCAAUCUUUAUCUUAUACUAUAAGAGGUGUUCUAUGUGGUUCCCAUUUAUUGUCAUACAUUUUAAAUAAAAAAAAAUACUUAGGGCCCGGGCACAUAAAAAACUUAAGCAGACAGAC